Clarias gariepinus (North African catfish) is the source of this 3162-nucleotide messenger RNA. It is a transcript of the gene ccdc71, whose product is annotated as coiled-coil domain containing 71. The coding region runs from base 115 to 1170 and encodes 351 amino acids. NCBI's taxonomy places the organism in Eukaryota, Metazoa, Chordata, Actinopteri, Siluriformes, Clariidae. The record is from RefSeq and is a predicted model, not a curated record. The transcript is spliced from 2 exons.
GGUUAGAACGGAGAAGCCAUUUUUGUUUCAUGUCUCAAAACCCUCGCUGGCUAGAAUUUGAUGCAUUUCGGGCUCUGUGAAGACACCUGACGCCUUUAUGCAUCCCAUCUGUGGAUGGGUACCAUGAAUUGUGAAGAACCAAAUGUGGAGAGGGCUGUUCUCUCAUGGUCCAGAUUUGCUUCAGCUGGACAGACGGCCCUCAAGGAGGCUUUGAAGGUCUUUAAUCCCAUUUCCCAAGACCUCUCUGAAACAGAGAGGCAAAUGGUAUCUUUUCUUCAGGCAUUAAAAGAUGAAGGACGUAAACCCGUUGUGCUAAGAAGCAAAGAUGUUUAUGGAUACAGGUCUUGCACAGCACAACCUUUCACAGCAGAGAUUGGCAAUAAGAUUCCAAGAGUACAAAAACCUUGUAAAAAACGAGGACGAAAGACUUGGAUAAAGAACAAGGAUGUCAGUUCCUCAGUUUUUGGUACAAGCACCAAGGCCAUCCUACAAAACCAGCCCAAGAUUCUACUAACCAAUCUUUCAGUAGAUACACUCAAGCAGACUGUUUCACCCAAACCAUCAGUGCCGAUUUCAAGUUCUGUUCAAGUGCAGCAGUGCCUGAAAUUAACAAACAUAAAGGGUGUUACUGGGGGCCAUACUGCAAGGCUGCAGAUUCACUUUGGUGUGGACUCGCAAAGCACAAUUAGUCCCAGUGUCCAGCGCCCACCAACUCUCUCUGGGAUACCACAUUCUCCUUCAGAAAACAUCACUCAAACGUCAAGUGUAGUAGCUUUGGACAAUAAAAGAGUUUUGUCAUGUCCAGUUAAAGUGGAUGAUGCCCUUAUUGGAGAUUCUGCCCCAAUCGUUUGUCAAAAUGGUAUUAGUCUGAAAGAGGGUAAAAAGGUCCAGAUAAUAACAGGCAAAUCUGGUGUGAUGAGCAAUGGUUUGAAUUGUAAGGACAGUGAAUCAAUGAGGAGGCUGAACUGCCAGAGUUUAAGCUGGUCUCAGCCAGCACUCGUCACAAACGGCCAAGACGUGUCUAAACUGAAUGGAAAUAGUCUUCAUGGGAAAGUCAUCAAAGUGGACGAGUCUGUCACUGAUGAGGAGGUGAGGAAAGAGGCUCAGAAGAUCUUGCGGGUCAAUUUGUCACCGGUGAUACAGAUUUAUCCACUUGUACACUCUGUAUAGACUAGAGACUUUUAUAUCCACAUAUACUAUUAGAAUUUCUUAUACCGGGGUGUUACUUGGAUCAAAACAUGAUCAUUUCUGUCUGAGUGGAAGUUUUGUCAAAAUAUGAAUUUUCACACAUAUGACCAACUUUGGUGAUCCAAAGAAGGAAAUUCAAUUAGAUUUUUUCUGUUACAGGUGUUUUUUGUUUUUUUUUUUUGUUUUUUUUUUAAAUAAACCAUGACCACAUUAUCACUAUGCAGAGGCUGCCCAAGAAACAAAAUGUACAAAUCAACCGGCUUUCUAAUUGAGACUCCAUGUAACAGAUGGAUUAGAGGGAUGACGCAUUAUAAUUUUUAUUUUAGAAAUGCCUUGGUUAUGUUUUUAUUUGUUCCCUGCAUAUGUCUGUAGGUAUAGAUUGCAUAACAUUUUAAGUUUCAAGCAAAAGGGGGUAUGGUUAUGUUUAUUCCCUAGCUAGAGUCACAGACCUGGUUGUCACAUUGAGUUUUGCUUGGCCAGCUCCAUUGUAUGUUAAAAGUUGUAUUAAAUAAGAGUGGCUCGAGUGGGAUGCAUUUUUACACAAAAGAACAUGAAAUUUGAUGCUAAAUAUUAAGUACAGAUUUUUUUGUGUGUGCCUGCAGAAUCGUUUAGAAUUCUUCCUGAUCUAAUAUAACAGCUAAUUGUCAAGCACUCUCAUUUUGAGAUCAAUCAGAAGGAAAAAUCUAAACUCAUCUGUCGUCUGUGUUUAAAGAACUAAAGCUGCAGUGUAUUUUUCAUGUUCUUUAUUUCUGCCUGUAAAAAUGCAAGAGUUGGAUCUGCUGAGAACUUGCUACUAAUUUGAAUCUUAAGUUAAUUACUGCAUAGCUGAGAUAUGGUUUCAUCUGAGACGCUGAUCUGUUCUUCCCUGCUUGUUUUCAUGCCUCAUAAAGAGCAACUGGCUUGAGGAGGGAGUAACAAAAAAAAAAAACAACAACACGAAGAUCACUAUAGACAGUGCAGGUCAGGUCUUAGCCAUGCAUAAUAAUUAAUAAAAACCUUAGCCUCCAUAUCAUUUAAUAGAGUUAGAGCACUAUACAAAAUUAAAUGGCCUUUAACACAAAAAUACAACAGUGUAUUUGAUCCUGUGCUUCUCACUCCCUUUUAAAAAAAAAAUAAAAAAAUGAAAAUACACUUGUAUUUUGGUGCUCAAUGAUUACAGUGUUGCCAUAGCCACUAGCAUUUAUAUUAAUGUAUUAAGUUUCCUGAUAUUGAUCACAAAGGGCCUGAUUUUAGCUUUCAAUAAUUCUGUUAAAUAUCGUUCUGGUUCCCAUUUUAAUUUCUUGUCUGGAUGGAAGUCAAGCUUGACAUCUUUUCAGUCAUCGGUGAUAAAGACUUGCAGUUGAGAGGUGCAUCCAGUUUUACCAAAAACCCUAAAUGUUUUGGUCUUAAGCAUCCCAGCAAUUAUUAUUAUUUUUUUUUGUCGUUCGUCCAUAUUGUUAUGGUAACAUCUCUCACCCCUCAAAAAAGACUCCCCAAAUAAAUACUGACUAAAUUGUUCAUUUUGAGGUCAUAUAUACAUAUCUAUAUUUUUUUUUUCUCCAAUGAUUCUCUAUAUACAUAGCUCAAGCUUAGAUAUGGAUGUAUUUUUCAAGACUAUUGCAGUGUACAUGUCAGCAAAUGUUCAUGGUUUUGCAAAAUCUAACUGUAAACUCAAAUACUGCUGUUUUUGCAGAACGCUUAACCUGUGUACAAGUUGAACCAUUUCUAAUGAGAGUUCACCCAUUCUUCAUGACUUUCUUAUUAGAGUAAUUUUGUGUUGGGAGAAAAGGACAUUAUGCCAGAAACCACAAAACACCUUUUUGGGGCUAUUUCAGUCUGCAACAGAAACCAGUACCGAGACAUCCAAAACAACUUCAUCUUUUAUUACUGACUAAUCUUUUUCAUUCAGCUGAAUCUGUGACCUUGAACUGUAAAAUGUCAGUGUUGUAUCCUUAGUUCUUAUUAAGAAGUUGUGAAUUAAAGUAUUUAAAAAUG